AAAUUUAUUUACUUUUGUACAUAAGAACCACCUUUCCGGCUAAAACAAAUUGUCUAAUUACAUAUUAAAAAAAAGAAAAAAAUAUAUCAUGGAUGUAAAAGAUGAUAUACAAUUAUUUGAAUCUAUUGGUUUAAGUGAACAAAAAGCAAAGGAAACUUUAAAAAAUAAACAAGUUUCUAAUAAUUUGAAACUUGCUAUAAUAGAGGCUAAUAAGUAUGGAAUUAUUACACCAGAAAUUGGAAUUUUGUUAUAUCAUCUUGCUUCAAAAAUUAAAAAUCAAAUUGUAGAUAAAUUGUCAUUUCUUGCUAAAUAUAUAGCUGAAAAAAAAUUAGAUACAAUUCAAAGACUAGAUGCUGGUUUAAAUUAUUUGCUUAAUCAUAUAAAAGAGAAUAUUGAUAUAUUUGAUUUUGAAAAAGAAUGUGGUAUAAAUAUUGUUGUAUCACCAGAAGAAAUAGAAUAUGAAGUAGAAAAAGUAAUAAAUGCACAUAAAAUAGAAAUAACAGAGAAAAGAUAUCAUUUUAAUAUUGGUCCAUUAAUGCAACAAGUACGUAAUAUUUUAAAAUGGGCAGAUGGAAAAGCAAUAAAAAAUGAAUUUGAUAUUCAAAUGCUUGAUUUGUUAGGUCCAAAAUGUGAGUCUGAUCUUGUACCAUUAAGUAAAUCAAUAAAACAAGCAAAAAUGCGAAAACCAGUGAAAGAAAAAAGUAAAUCAAAUAAUUUCUUAUAUAUAAAUAUUUCUAAUGUAAAACUUAUGCAUUAUAAUUUAUUAAAAAAAUAUUUAUAUUAUUUAGUGGAAUCAAAAAAUAUGACAAUAACAAAUGAUAAAGAAGAUGCUCAGACAAUAAAUGAAUUAAUGAAAACUAAAGUUAAUUUUCAUAAACCAGGAGAAAAUUAUAAAACUGAAGGAUAUAUUAUAACACCAAAUACACACAAAUUACUUCAAGAACAUUUAAAAAUAACAGAUGGUAAGGUAAUAACUAGAUUUCCACCAGAACCUAAUGGAAUUUUACAUAUUGGUCAUGCAAAAGCAAUUAAUAUUAAUUUUGGAUAUGCAGCAGCUCAUGAUGGAAUCUGUUACUUACGUUAUGAUGAUACAAAUCCUGAAAAAGAAGAAGAAAAAUUUUUUAUUGGUAUUCAUGAAAUGGUAGAGUGGCUUGGUUAUAAACCAGCUAAAAUUACUCAUUCUUCUGAUUAUUUUCAACAAUUGUAUGAAUGGGCUGUUAUGCUUAUUAAAAAAGAUUUAGCAUAUGUCUGUCAUCAAUCUAGUGAAGACAUAAAAGGUUUCAAUCCACCUCCAAGUCCCUGGCGAAAUAGACCAAUUUCAGAAAGUUUACAAUUAUUUGAAGAUAUGAAAAGUGGUUUACUUGAAGAAGGUGAAGCCACAUUACGAAUGAAAGUAACAUUAGAAGAAGGUAAACAAGAUCCAGUUGCAUAUAGAAUAAAAUAUACUCCACAUCAUAGAACAGGAAAUCAAUGGUGUAUUUAUCCAACUUACGACUUUACUCAUUGUUUAUGUGACAGUAUAGAAAAUAUAACUCAUUCUCUUUGUACAAAAGAAUUUCAAUCAAGAAGAUCAUCAUAUUAUUGGCUUUGUAAUGCUUUAGAUAUUUAUUGUCCUGUGCAAUGGGAAUAUGGUAGAUUAAAUAUUAGUUAUACAGUUGUUUCUAAAAGGAAAAUAAAUAAAUUAAUUGAAGAAGGCAUUGUAUCAGAUUGGGAUGAUCCAAGAUUAUUUACAUUAACAGCUCUUCGCAGGCGAGGUUUUCCACCUGAAGCUAUAAAUAAUUUUUGUGCACAAAUGGGUGUAACUGGUGCUCAAGUAAUUGUUGAUCCAGCUGCUUUAGAGGCAUCUGUUAGAGAUGUUUUAAAUAUAACUGCAAGUCGACAUAUGGUAGUUUUAGAUCCAUUAAAAAUAACUAUUAGCAAUUUUCCUCACGAAAAAUCUAUAAAAGUAACAGUUCUUAACUUUCCUAAUGAUCCAGACAAAGGCAAACAUGAGAUUGACUUUGAUGAAAUUGUAUAUAUUGAAACAUCUGAUUUCAAGGAGAAAGCAGAAAAAAAUUUUAGACGUUUAACACCAAACCAAUCCGUUGGUUUAAAGCAUGUAGGAAUAGUAUUAACAAUCAAGGAAAUUGAAAGAGAUAGUACCGGUAAUAUUGUGAAUCUUAUAGUCAAACAAGAAUCUAUUUCUGAAACUAAUAAACCUAAAGCCUUUAUACAUUGGGUAUCAAAUCCUAUAUUAGCAUCCAUUAGAUUAUAUGAACGUUUAUUUAAACAUAAAAAUCCUGAAGAUAUUAAUGAGGUACCAAAUGGCUUUUUAAGUGAUAUUAAUUCAGUCACUAAAAAAGAAAUUGUUGGAUAUAUUGAUAAAAGUUUAGCAAAUUCAGCAAAAAUUUUUGAGAAAUAUCAAUUCGAACGUAUAGGCUUUUUUUCUGUAGAUCCUGAUACGCUACCGGGAAAGCUUGUUUUUAACAGAACCGUAACAUUAAAAGAAGAUGCAGGAAAAAUAUAAAUAGAACUAUUACAUUUAAGCAAUAUAUAUUUUCAAUUUGAUAGAUUCAUCAUCAAUUUUUAUAAUAUUUUGUUAUAUUUGUAAAAUAAUAAUUUAAAAAAUUAUUAGAUAAUUAAUGGGUAAAUAAAAAGCUAUAUUUAAUUCAUCA
Apis mellifera (honey bee) is the source of this 2654-nucleotide messenger RNA. RefSeq names its product probable glutamine--tRNA ligase (gene GlnRS). Bases 89 to 2506 code for a protein of 805 amino acids. Gene Ontology annotation, molecular function: glutamine-tRNA ligase activity; ATP binding. Gene Ontology annotation, cellular component: aminoacyl-tRNA synthetase multienzyme complex; cytosol; cytoplasm. The record is from RefSeq and is a predicted model, not a curated record. The transcript is spliced from 9 exons. Gene Ontology annotation, biological process: translation; glutaminyl-tRNA aminoacylation. NCBI's taxonomy places the organism in Eukaryota, Metazoa, Arthropoda, Insecta, Hymenoptera, Apidae.